This is a messenger RNA of Humulus lupulus (European hop), 2496 nucleotides long. RefSeq names its product CO(2)-response secreted protease-like. The transcript has 11 exons. Gene Ontology annotation, biological process: proteolysis. The record is from RefSeq and is a predicted model, not a curated record. Gene Ontology annotation, molecular function: serine-type endopeptidase activity. NCBI's taxonomy places the organism in Eukaryota, Viridiplantae, Streptophyta, Magnoliopsida, Rosales, Cannabaceae. The coding region runs from base 113 to 2389 and encodes 758 amino acids.
AGCUAUUGAUAUAUAUAGUUGCUAUAUUAUAGUACUGCUAUUAUAGCCUAAAGAAGCCCAUAUUCAACACAUACAUAUACACUACUUUUAUAUAUAUAUAUAUAUUCCAUUAAUGACUUCUAUUAUUGUUCUUCUACUACUCCCUUUUCUCUCACUGCAAUGGCUUCUCAUUUCUGGCUCCCCCAAUACAGAUCAGAUUCCCAAGCAUUAUGUGAUUUAUAUGGGGGCACCAAAACCAUCAACAAAUGAAAAUGAAGCAGAUGCCAAAGUUGCUGAUCAAUUGGCGCAUUUGCAGUUACUCUCCUCCAUCGUUCCAAGCGAAGAGAAGGAAAGAAUAUCUCUAAUCCAUCAUUACCACCAUGCUAUUAGAGGAUUCUCUGCCAUGCUUACCGAUAAUGAAGCUUCUCUUUUAUCGGGUCAUAGUGAUGUGGUAUCAGUCUUUCCGGAUAAUUUGGUUCAACUACAUACAACACGUUCAUGGGAUUUCAUAGAAGGAAGAGCAGGAAGACAAUCGAAAUGGGGUUUGGAUAAGCAUGUCACUAGUGAUAUUAUUAUUGGGAUAAUAGACUCAGGGAUAUGGCCGGAAUCUGAAAGUUUUAGCGACGAAGGACUUGGGCCGAUCCCUUCAAGAUGGAAGGGAGUUUGUAUGGAAGCACCAGACUUUAACAAGUCCAAUUGUAAUAGGAAGUUGAUAGGUGCAAGAUACUACUUCAAUGAAAACGAGACCGAUGUAGGGUCACCAAGGGACACAACUGGGCACGGAACACAUGUGGCCUCCACUGCAGCGGGCUCAGUAGUUCCCAAUGCUACCUUCUUCGGCUUAGCCAAUGGCACCGCGAGAGGUGGCGCACCGUCCGCCAGGAUUGCCAGCUAUAAGGUGUGCUGGAGUGAAGGUUGUUACACAGCAGAUAUACUUAAGGCUAUCGAUGAUGCAAUCAACGAUGGAGUUCACGUAAUAUCCAUCUCUAUUGGGUACAUAAAGGGCUCCUCCCAAGAGUACUUGAAUGACCCAAUAGCCAUCGGUGCAUUUCAUGCCGAGCAAAAUGGUGUCUUGGUGGUUUGCUCGGCCGGUAAUGAUGGCCCUGAUCCUUACACAGUCGGUCACACCGCACCCUGGAUGUUCACUGUCGCAGCUUCUAGUAUUGAUAGAGAUUUCAAGUCCAUGGUUCCUCUUGGAAAUGGGAAGAUUCUAAAAGGAACUGGCAUUCAUUUUUCAAAUCUUUCAAGGUCACCUAUAUAUCCACUUAUAUUUGGAAAGGAUGCGGCUAUUAAUUCUUCAGUUAUAUCAUCGGCUGUAUUGUGCUACGAUAAAUCUUUGGACAUUACGAAAGUCACAGGAAAAAUUGUGGUUUGUGUUGAUGGUGGGAACUCUUCACGUUUAGACGUUGAGACUAUACUUGAGAGUAAUGGAAUAAUUAUGAUUAAGGAAGAUGAAAAAAUUUCACCCAGUCCAACAAACAAUUUUCCAUGGGUGGAUGUUGGUAAAAUUGCAGAAUCUCACAUUCUUAUCAAGUACAUGAACUCUACGAAGAAGCCAACAGCAACAAUUCUUCCAACAGUUGAAGUUCCAAGGUUUUAUAAACCUGCACCAGUGGUCGCCAUUUUUUCGUCGAGAGGCCCUGGAGAGUUCACAGAAAACAUUUUAAAGCCGGAUAUAAUGGCUCCCGGAGAGGCGAUUUUAGCUGCAGAUAUGAGCAGAUCAGGAUUUAGGUUCGAUUCUGGAACCUCUAUGGCUUGUCCACAUGUAUCUGGGGCUGCGGCUUUCAUCAAGUCAGUUCACCCUACGUGGACUCCUUCUAUGAUUAAAUCAGCACUUAUGACCACAUCAACUGCUUACGACAACGCAGGGAAACCAUUGACAAAUAGCUCAAAGUAUAUCGCAAACCCACAUGAGACUGGAGUUGGAGAACUAAACCAUAUGAAAGCUCUAAACCCAGGACUAGUCUUUGAAACUUCCACACAAGACUAUUUCAAUUUUCUUUGUUACUAUGGCUAUACAGAGAAGGAUAAUAUAACAUCCAUAUUUCCAAACGACAGAAAGUUCCAAUGCCCCAACAACUCAAACGACCAACUCAUCACAGACAUUAAUUACCCUUCCAUCUCUAUUGGCCAGCUAAAACGACACCAAUCAGCCUCCAGAGUCAUCAAAAGGACUGUGACCAAUGUGGGGCCCUCCAACUCGACAUACAUUGCUCGAGUUCAUUCCCCAAAAGGCUUAGUUGUAAAGGUCAAUCCGGAGAAGAUUGUAUUCUCCAAGGGUCUGAAAAGGGUUCCUUUUGAGGUGUCGUUUAAUGGCAAGGGGGCUCCUAGUGGGUAUAAUUUUGGACAUAUUACUUGGUCUGAUGGUCGCCAUUCUGUUCGUGUGGUUUAUACCGUGAAUGUCCAAUAAUUUUAAUUUAUAUGUAUGUAAUGUAAUGUUCAUUUGUUCAUUUAUUCAUUUGGUAAUGUGAUCCCCUCAAAUUCAGGAGAAAUGAAAAUAAUUAUUCUUCCAUCUCA